AUGACUGUUACUUUACCAUUAGUUAAUGGUACUUCUUAUAGUACUAUAAACGCCUAUUCUAAGGAUUUAUUACAUGAGACAGUUAAAUUUUACGAAAACGUCUUAGGUUUGUCUUCCCGUGAAAUCUCAGAAACCUCCUACAUCUUAUCAAAUGGUGCCGUCACCAUUAAGGUCGUUUUAUCUGAAGACAGCACCAAAGCUCAAGAACAUUCAAAAAGGGUCGAAUUCUUCUCAAAAAAUCAAUCCUCCAUUGACUGGAGAACUGCUGCUUCUUCUGCUACUGUUUUUAACUCUGCUGAUAUCUGCAGUGUUAGACAAAAAUUAGCUGCCAGUAACUCUCCAACUCAAAGUUUCCCAAGUGAAUUGAACCCAUUAUUAUUAUAUUCCAUCGAUCCAUUAGGUAACUUAUUUGGUGUUACUGCCACUAAGAAUGCUAUCAGUACAAAGCCAACCGAAAAAGUCGAGGAAUCUCACAAGAAAAGAGACUUGACUUCCAAAUUAGGUUCUUACACUGAUUUAUCCUCCCAAUUAGCUACUUCUGUUGACUACCCAUCCUUGCCAACAAAGCUUAACCCAAAUAAAGCUGAAAAAGCCAUUGCUGUUAUGACCUCUGGUGGUGAUGCGCAAGGUAUGAACUCUUGUGUCAGAGCUAUUGUUCGUUCCACGAUAUUUAAGGGCUGUCGUGCUUUUUGUCAUGGAAGGUUACGAAGGUUUAGUCAGGGUGGUCCAGAAUACAUAAAGGAAGUUACCUGGGAAGAUGUUAGAGGCUGGAGUGCUGAAGGUGGUACCAAUAUCGGUACUGCCAGAUGUCUAGAAUUCAGACAACGUGAAGGUAGAUUAUUAGGUGCUCAACAUUUAAUUGAAGCCGGUGUCGACGCUCUAAUCGUCUGUGGUGGUGAUGGUUCCUUAACCGGUGCCGAUUUGUUCAGAUCUGAAUGGCCAUCUUUGAUUGAUGAAUUAUUAAAGACCAAGAAGAUUUCUUCCGAACAAUUUAACAGAUACCAACAUUUGAACAUUUGUGGUACCGUCGGUUCCAUCGAUAACGAUAUGUCUACUACUGAUGCUACUAUUGGUGCUUACUCUGCCUUGGACAGAAUCUGUACCGCUGUCGAUUACGUCGAAGCUACAGCUAACUCACAUUCCAGAGCUUUCGUUGUCGAAGUUAUGGGUAGAAACUGUGGUUGGUUAGCUUUGUUAGCCGGUAUUGCUACAUCUGCUGACUACAUUUUUAUUCCAGAACAACCAGCCGUCGCUGGUCAAUGGCAAGAAGAAAUGUGCAACAUUGUUUCUAAGCACAGAGCUCACGGAAAGAGAACUUCCAUUAUUGUUGUUGCAGAAGGUGCUAUUGACUGUGACUUAAACCCAAUUUCCGCCAAGGAUGUACACUCUGUAUUAUGUGAAUUAGGUUUAGAUACCAGAAUUACUACGUUAGGUCACGUUCAAAGAGGUGGUACCGCUGUUGCCUACGAUAGAAUGUUAGCCACUUUACAAGGUGUUGAAGCUGUUAACGCAGUUUUAGACUCUACUCCAGAAACUCCAUCAGCUUUAAUUGCCAUUAACGAAAACCAAAUUACACGUAAACCAUUAGUCGACUCUGUUGCUUUGACCAAAUCUGUUGCUGAUGCUAUUCACGCAAAAGACUUCAAGAAGGCCAUGGCUUUAAGAGAUACCGAAUUUAUUGAGCAUUUCAACAACUACAUGGCUAUAAACGUUGCUGACCAUGCCGAACCAAGAUUACCAGUUGACAAGAGAUUAAAGAUUGCCAUUGUUAGUGUCGGUGCUCCUGCAGGUGGUAUUAACUCUGCUGUCUAUUCCAUGGCUACCUAUUGUAUGGCUCAAGGUCACAAACCAUAUGCUAUCUACAAUGGUUUCAGUGGUUUAGCUAGACAUGAAAGUGUUCGUUCAUUAUCAUGGAAGGAUAUUAUCGGCUGGCAAUCACGUGGUGGUUCCGAAAUCGGUACUAAUAGAGCUACUCCUGAAGAAGCUGACAUUGGUAUGAUUGCUUACUACUUCCAAAAAUACCAAUUCGAUGGUUUAAUUGUUGUUGGUGGUUUCGAAGCUUUCAUUUCCUUGCAUCAAUUAGAAGUUGCUAGAGACAGUUAUGCUGCCUUCAGAAUCCCAAUGGUUUUAAUCCCAGCUACUUUAUCUAAUAACGUUCCAGCCACUGAAUACUCUUUAGGUGCUGAUACUGCAUUAAACUCCUUAAUGCAAUACUGUGAUGUCGUUAAGCAAUCUGCUGCUUCCAUCAGAGGUAGAGCUUUUGUUAUCGAUGUCCAAGGUGGUAACAGUGGUUACUUAGCUACCUGUGCAGCUUUAGCUGUUGGUGCUCAAGCUUCUUACGUUCCAGAAGAAGGUUUAUCUUUACAACAAUUAUCUCAAGAUAUUAAGACAUUAGAUGAAUCGUUUAAGAAGGCUCAAGGUAGAGGUAGAUUCGGUAAGGUUAUCCUAAAGAGUUCAAAUGCUUCCAAGGCUAUGAGUGCAAAACAAAUUGCUGAAAUUAUCACCGCUGAAGCUGAAGGUAGAUUCGAUGCUAAACCAGCUAUCCCAGGUCAUGUUCAACAAGGUGGUUUACCAUCCCCAAUUGACAGAACUAGAGCUACAAGACUUGCUGUCAGAGCUGUUUCUUUCAUUGAAGAACAACAAGAUGUCAUCAAAUCUGCUCGUGCUGCCGAUGAUGAUUUUGUAUACGAAGACAAGGCCGUUUCAGCUACUGCUUCUGUGAUCGGUAUUAGAGGUACCCACGUUGUCUUUACUCCAAUUAGACAUGCAUAUGAUUUUGAAGCAGACAUUGAAAAGAGAAUGCCAAAAGUCAUCCACUGGCAAGCUACCAGAGAAAUUGCUGACUACUUGGUUGGCAGAAAGAGAGUGUAA
Molecule: messenger RNA, 2871 nt
Organism: Tetrapisispora phaffii CBS 4417
Lineage: Eukaryota; Fungi; Ascomycota; Saccharomycetes; Saccharomycetales; Saccharomycetaceae
Gene: PFK2
Product: 6-phosphofructokinase subunit beta
Exons: 1
Coding region: 1-2871 (956 amino acids)
Biological process (GO): fructose 1,6-bisphosphate metabolic process; canonical glycolysis; fructose 6-phosphate metabolic process
Cellular component (GO): 6-phosphofructokinase complex; mitochondrion; cytoplasm
Molecular function (GO): 6-phosphofructokinase activity; ATP binding; AMP binding
Source: RefSeq, a predicted model, not a curated record